UGAAUGUGUCGGUAAAGCUAACGCUUUGCUUCCUGUUUUAUAAAAUGUAGAGAAACUAGACACAAGAGGCAUCAUUUGUAACUGGUCUUAGUUUAAAAAUGAUUUUAUUACUUUGAAAGGAAGGAUAUUUAUCCAGCUUUUUGGAUUGUAGGUGAGAUUCUGUGAUGGAGGACCAUGAAGGUGGUGAUGGGGUCCAGGAGGAGCAGGCCAUGCUGUGGUCCAUCCAGGAGGCUUUUGAGAGGCAGACCCUUCAGAUAGGAGCCUCGGCGUGCGGGGCCACGGCGGUGCUGGACGUGUUGAAGGCUCUCGGUGUGGAUGUGACACCUGAGGAGGCGGACAGGUGCGUCCAGACUCGACUGAGGAGGAACGAGUCUCCGCUGCCAGACUACCUGCUGUCCCGGAGUGAAGCCGGUGCGACUCACGCUCAGCUCAUCCGAGGAGCAGAGGAGGCCAGCAAGGGGAAAGUCAUGGGUCGUUUCUUCCACCUUCACCCUCGCCGCCUGGUCGGCCUCUUCCCCUGGCUCGCUCGCUGGAUCCGAAAAGGUGCUGUUCCCAUAGCGACCAUGAACAUGCAGCGGGCCGUACCCGAGGGCGAGGAAGUGCCCGAUGCCUGGCACCAUCAGCUCAUAUUUGGCGCCACACCGAAUGCUGUUUUCAUGACCAAUCCUUUUGAUGUAGUGAGCGAAGGAGAGCUGCACGAGAGACUCUGCAGUGAAUCUGUGCUGCUGAUUCGCCGAGAGGACGUCCUGCAGCGAAUCACAGCUGACUGCUGCCUGUCCACUUUAUCUGACCCGCAGUGGACGACUUUGGACGUAGAGGGUCAAGUGAAGCAGAUGAUUCUGGAAGAGGAACAGGAAGAAGGUGGAGCCAAGUUAAAACACAUCACCAUCCCUGCAGCGUACAGUUCAGGUGUCACAUUUUUUGCUCUACAACAGUCUGAGUUAGCACAAGAACUCCUCAAUGCUCCUGAGCUCUCUUUGUUGUGACUGGACGUGAAGCUCAGGAAGAUUUAUUCAAUGUGAAAUAACAAAUAAAAGUCAAAGUAAGACUCUU
Molecule: messenger RNA, 1053 nt
Organism: Labrus mixtus (cuckoo wrasse)
Lineage: Eukaryota; Metazoa; Chordata; Actinopteri; Labriformes; Labridae
Exons: 5
Coding region: 165-986 (273 amino acids)
Source: RefSeq, a predicted model, not a curated record